This is a messenger RNA of Lasiodiplodia theobromae, 3249 nucleotides long. RefSeq names its product Rho guanyl nucleotide exchange factor. Gene Ontology annotation, cellular component: cytoplasm. The transcript is spliced from 3 exons. Gene Ontology annotation, biological process: regulation of GTPase activity. Lineage: Eukaryota; Fungi; Ascomycota; Dothideomycetes; Botryosphaeriales; Botryosphaeriaceae. Gene Ontology annotation, molecular function: guanyl-nucleotide exchange factor activity. Bases 1 to 3249 code for a protein of 1082 amino acids. The record is from RefSeq and is a predicted model, not a curated record.
AUGACAUACGUCCUCUCGGUGCCUGCGCAGAGCCCGCUCAAGCGGUCCUUCAGCGAGACGCCCUACUUACGUCCAACCACGCCCCUGUCCAGCGAGUCUACCAAUACCGUCCGGCGUUGUAGACCUAACAACGUAUCUGCUACCUCACUUAUCUCAUUGGCUUCCAUCCAAGCUGGUCCCUGGCUCAAGGCGAAUGAGAAUGCGCCGCCGAAACUCUCUUCCCGGUCAUUGUUAGACCUGAUCAACGAGCUCUCGGCAUCAACCACGACAAGCGAGGUCCCAGACGACUGCUUCCCGGAGAAGAUAUCGUGGGUUUCCAACAUCCCUCUUCCACCCUCGCCGAACGUCCGCGAAAUCUUCAAGGAAACGACAGACUCGAUUCAUCAUCCCGAGUCUGAUGACGACAUCUCAUCGCCAGCUUCAACUUUUCAGGAAGCGGCCUCCACUAUCCGGGAUGACACGAUUUCUGAGACCGAUUCUAUCAGCUGGCCUAUCGAAGUUCCGGAAGCCUUGAAUGCGUAUGGAAUAGCAUUCGACAUGCCAUGUCCAGAGCAGCCAUCACAAAAUGAAGUGCCUGCUGACGGAAGCACGGAAGAUGGCUCUUCUGCAACCGACUCCAAUGAGAAGGCAGCUCCUUUCAGGAGAUGGGUGAGCACCCUCAGGCGUCGCAACAAACGCCGCGAGAAGAACCCCGCCGCGCGCCUCGAACGCUGGACCGUCGAUGGAUCGGAGACGGAACAUCCAAGGCCAAGGACGGACACACCGAGACGGGACGGCCACAAAAAGUCCGCAUCUUUGACGUCAUCUCUCGCCUUUGUCACUGCCGUCAAAUCGGCUUCUAUCACUCUGGCCAGUACAAGUAUUGCUCCCCUCACCAGGUUCGGAACGAAACGCAGUCGUGCAAGCCAUGCCCACCGAAGCAGCACCGUGUCGGAUACAAGGAUUCCUGGUGAUUCCGUCUAUCCGUCUAUUACUCCUGUCAUGGACGAGCGAGUCUUGGAACGAGCAAAGCAUCGACGGCGAAUUGUGGAGGAGAUUAUAGCUUCGGAAGAGGGAUAUAUCGGCGAUAUGAAGGUUCUUGUCAAUGUCUACUUCUCCGUUCUUGCAUCAGCCCCGUCAGUUUCAAGCCAGACACGGACCGCGAUUCAUCGCAACGUCUCACAGAUACUUCAACUCCAUGAGGAUCUUCUGGGUGAACUUCACAAGAUCGUUCCGAAUUCUGAGUACACGCAUGACGACGCUUCGAGCAAUACACGACGUGUUGUGGGGCUAGCGGUUCACCUCCGGCAGCAACGCCAUUCUCUUGAUCUCGGAAAACAGGAAGAGCCAACCCCUAUCGCUUUGACCACAGAUACGAAGACUGUUGCAGAUAUUGCGAGGCUCUUUGAGAGAUACAUGAAAAGAUUCUUCGCGUAUGAGGAGUACAGUGCGCAAUUCGAGUCUGUCAGCGGCGAGCUAGAGUCUUCGCACCGAACAAUUUCUGCUUGGAACGAUUAUGAAAGAGGCAUCGAAGCCCUAUCGACCACACUUGUGUCGGACAACAAGAAAGAUUCAAGCGGCAGGAAGGGUCUGACGCUAGCCGAUCUGCUUAUCAAACCAAUUCAGCGGCCCUCCAAAUAUCCAUUGUUUUUCGCCGAUCUGCUUAAGCACACCCCGGUCGCGGAUGACCCAGUCGCUCAUGCAGAACUAGAGAAGACCUAUUACCGCCUGAAGGAUGCCAACCAGGAGAUCAACAAUGCCAAGGAUGAUCCAAUUACACGAAGGCUCAUCGAGACCACAUGGCUUUUGCAAGAUCGCUUGAUAUUUCCGGAAGACCAACUUCUUCCUCGCGCACUUCUAACAAGAUUGUUGGGCCAUGUGUCUCUUUGUGGGAUUUUACACGUCACUUACCAGACAAAUGAGCGGAUUGAAGGCAAAUACAUGAUCUGCAUCCUUUUCAACUCUUGCCUUUUGCUGGCCCUUGCGGAUAAAAGUUCGUCAAACUACGAAGUCAUCGCCACCAUUACCUUGGCCAAUGGAAGUAUUGAGCCGGCGGACAAUGGACGAGGACUACAAUGUCAUACCGCACCGUUUACGUGGAAACUUGUCUUCGAGUCCGGCCAAAGACUUUACGAGGUGAUACUCAGCGCUUGCUCUGCCGAAGAAGAAGAGGUAUGGAAGACAAGCCUGCGCUCUCGAGUUGCCGCCGAGAAUAGCGACCUCCUGGAAGGUAGGAGCAGUGUUCAAGAUGUUUUCUCUUCUUUGUUGCUCGACUUGAAGAGUAUUGGAACCAACUUCGGUCAAGCAAACAACUUCACCCGUAGAAUGUCGAUCCGUAGGGCCGCGACCCUGGGGCCGAAGGUUCAUCCUCAACAGGUAAUCAUCAAGAACACCCAGGCGCAGAAACGAACAGAGUCGUCUCAAUCCACAGCCUCUCUUCCUGUGGGACGAUCACACUCGCAAUUGUCAGCGUCGAAACUGAUUCCCACUUUGGCGCCAAGGCGGGGCGAAAGGAUCCGGCUGGAGACGAUCAUCAGCGAAGUGUGGACGAAAGACACACUCCCUUACCCAGGAAUGGGUCCGAGGCGCGGCGACAACCCUAUUCGAGCUUCGGCAAAUUCUGUCAUGCGCAAGCUUAGCAUGGCCAGCAUUACCAGCAAUUUCUCGAGGCGUUCGGACUUCUCCAAACGCUCAGGAAGCUACGCUAGUCUCAGCCAGCUCCGCAGAGAAGAGGCGGGAAGGUCAAGGCCCCGCCGCAAGUCACCACCAUCUGCGAUGCGGAAGUCCGUCUCCGCCCCGGGAAUCAAGGUCGACUUUCACACCGCACCAAAUGCUUUCCUCCCUGCCGACUUCGAGCUCGUCACGCCUCUUCAUGGCAACCAAUGCAGAAGACGCAGCAACCGGGCGUACUUGUCGGACAGAGCGGGCGAUCGAAUUAUCGCGCCUGGUGUUCUGCCUCGGGCAAUGAGCCUUUCGCCGUCACCGCGGCCUCCAUCCUUCACGCUGAAGAAGAAGCUCUCCUUACCGGCACUGGUGGAAAGAUCUACUGUCGAUUUACCUGCACAAGUCAAGUCGGUCAAGAUAAAAACUACACCUGAGAAACCCACGAUACUUCAACCGCCCCCAAGAGAUUCGACACCAGUGACGUCUCCUCUCAGACGGUUCAUUAAACCUCGCACGAGGCUGUUCAAAUUUUGGACGACGAGAAACGAAAACAAUAAGGCGGCCCUGGCCUCCUCCAGGGCAUCUGCUUCAGCUUCGACUCCUUGA